Molecule: messenger RNA, 1425 nt
Organism: Oldenlandia corymbosa var. corymbosa
Lineage: Eukaryota; Viridiplantae; Streptophyta; Magnoliopsida; Gentianales; Rubiaceae
Source: the annotation of a GenBank genome assembly
AUGGAGCCUCGGGUUGGCAAUAAGUUUCGGCUGGGUCGGAAGAUUGGUAGCGGUUCGUUUGGGGAGAUCUAUCUUGGGACUAAUAUCCAGACUAAUGAAGAGGUUGCUAUCAAGCUUGAGAACGUGAAGACUAAGCACCCGCAGUUACUAUAUGAAUCAAAGCUGUAUAAAAUACUGCAGGGAGGAACUGGGAUUCCAAAUGUUAGAUGGUUUGGAGUUGAAGGAGACUAUAAUGUUCUUGUAAUGGAUUUGCUGGGGCCUAGUCUUGAAGAUCUGUUUAAUUUCUGCAGUAGAAAGCUGUCACUGAAGACUGUCCUGAUGCUGGCAGAUCAGAUGAUUAAUCGGGUUGAGUUUAUCCACUCCAAAUCUUUCCUACACCGAGAUAUUAAACCUGAUAACUUCCUUAUGGGCUUAGGGAGGCGUGCAAAUCAGGUAUACUGUAUUGACUUUGGACUUGCGAAGAAGUAUAGGGACUCAUCUACCCACCAACACAUUCCAUAUAGAGAAAACAAGAAUUUGACUGGAACAGCCAGAUAUGCAAGUAUGAACACUCACCUUGGUAUCGAACAAAGUAGAAGGGAUGACUUGGAAUCGCUCGGAUAUGUUCUUAUGUACUUCUUACGGGGAAGUCUCCCUUGGCAAGGGCUGAAAGCAGGCACCAAGAAGCAAAAGUAUGAAAAGAUCAGUGAAAAGAAAGUUUCUACCUCCAUAGAGGCUUUAUGUCGAGGAUAUCCCACCGAAUUCGCAUCUUAUUUCCAUUUUUGUCGCUCACUGAGGUUUGAUGACAAACCAGAUUAUGCUUACCUGAAGAGAAUUUUCCGUGACCUAUUUAUUCGUGAAGGUUUUCAGUUUGAUUAUGUAUUUGACUGGACAAUCUUAAAGUACCAGCAAUCCCAGCUAGCCCACCCUCCUUCUCGUUCUCUUGGUGCUGUUGGAACUAGUUCGGGGAUGCAUCAUGCUAGUGCCAAUCUAGAUAAGCACCAAGGUGAUGAAGAUGGCGGCGGUAGGCCUACUGGUUGGUCAUCAGGUAAUCUGUCUCGUAUGCAGUUGAAUUCGGCAAGUUUCUCUAGGCAAAAGAAUCUUGUUGGCAGUGAAUUAACUGGUAAAGAGCAAUCAAGUUCUGCGUUUCUCCGGGCAAGUGGUUCUUCAAAGAGACCUGCAGUCUCUAGUAGUCGUGACCCUGUGGGACCAGCUGCAGUCUCCAGUAGUCGUGACCCUGUGGGCAAUGAACUCGAAUCGUCACGAACACGUACAGCCGGUGCCAGCCCAGGAUUACUUCGUAAAGUUCCUAGUACUACACGAAGAAGCUCUCCAGUUGUAUCAUCCGAUCAUAAACGCAGUUCCUCAAACUUAAAGAAUUACGAAUCCACCCUCAAGGGUAUGGAGGGCCUAAGUUUAAGGAAUGAAGAAAGGUUGCACCUUUAG